Porites lobata is the source of this 1141-nucleotide messenger RNA. The record is from the annotation of a GenBank genome assembly. NCBI's taxonomy places the organism in Eukaryota, Metazoa, Cnidaria, Anthozoa, Scleractinia, Poritidae.
AUGAGAACAGCUCUUAGAGGUAAACAAAGCGCAUUUCAAUUGUUGAUACAAAACCGUGCUGAUCUAACUUUGGAAGACAACAACGGUUGCAGUCUACUCCACAAGGCUACCCAAGGUGGAAAUACAUCCAUUGUCAACGAACUGUUAUCGCUUGGUCUUGAGAGAGAUUCAAGGAACAAUUACGGCGUCACUCCACUGAUGGCUGCAGCUUGUUGUGGCAAACAAAGUACUUUUGAGUUGUUGUUAAAACAUGGGGCUGACGCGUCUUUAAAAGACAACCUGGGCAACUGUCUACUCCACUGGGUCGCACAAGGUGGAGAUACAUCCAUUAUCAACAAAAUGCUACGGCUUGGUCUUGACGUCGAUUCAAGGAAUAAUGCUGGUGCCACUUCACUGAUGAAAGCAGCGUAUAGCAGCAAAGAAAUUGCAUUUCAGCAGUUGAUACAAAACGGUGUUGAUCCGUUUUUGAAAGAUAACGGUGGGUACAGUAUGCUCCACAAUGCUCUACAGGGUGGAAAUGCAUCCAUCAUAGACAGUGUUUUAUCACUUGGUCUUAAGAUAGAUUUAGGGAACGAUCACAGUGUCACUCCACUGACGACUGCAGCUAAUCGUGGCGACCAAAGUGCCUUUGAGAUGCUGUUACAAAGUGGGGCUGAUGCAUUUUUGAAAUGUGACCACAUCCAUUAUCAACAAGCUGUUAUCACUUGGUCUUGACAUUGAUUCAAGGAACAACGCUGGUGCGACCCCACUGAUGAACGCAACGUUUAGUGGUAAAGAAAGUGCGUUUCAGCUGUUAAUAAAAAACUGUGCUGAUCCAUCUUUGAAAGACAAUGAUGGGUUCAGUCUGCUCCACAAGGCUACAAAAGGUGGAAAUACAUCCAUCAUCAAUAAGCUGUUGUCACUUGGUCUUGACGUUGAUUCAAGGAGCAGUACUGGUAUCACUCCACUGAUAACUGCCGCCCUUGGUGGCAAAAAAGGUGCUUUUGAAAUGCUGUUACAACGUGGAGCUGAUCCAUCUUUGAAAGACAGUGAUGGCGUCUGUGUCCUCCACUUUUCUGCAGAGGGUGGAGAUAUGUUCAUUAUCAACAAGCUGUAUUACUUGGUCUUCAAAAGACCUCUGGGGGAAAACUUCGCUGAUUAG